AUGGGGUUUCUGUACUCCCAGCUCUUCGUCAAGCCAAAGUACCCGUCAGAAUCAUUCAAGGGGCAAACUGUCAUCGUGACGGGCUCCAACACGGGUCUGGGAAAAGAAGCGGCCCGACACUUUGCGCGGCUUGGGGUGUCGAAACUCAUCCUCGCGGUGCGCAACACCUCAGCCGGCGAAAAUGCGCGACGGGAAAUUGAAGAGACCACCCACUGCGGCCCCGGCGUGAUUGAAGUGUGGAAGCUUGACCUGGCGUCGUACGAGUCCGUCCAGACCUUUGCAACGCGGGCAGCCAAGGACCUGGCCCGCAUCGACGUGCUCCUGGAAAACGCGGGGAUUGCAGUCAGCAAGUUCGCGCUGGCUGAAGGCCACGAACGGACCGUCACCGUCAACGUCAUCAGCACUUUCCUACUGGCGCUGCUGCUUCUGCCCAAGCUCGAAGCCACGGCGCGGGACUACAACACUCACCCACGCCUUACCAUCGUCUCCAGCGAAGUGCAUGGCCAUAGCAAGUUUCCCGAAUGGAAGGCCGCCAAUAGCUUUGUUACACUCUCCGACCAGAAAACAGCCAACAUGGGCGAGCGGUAUCCGACCAGCAAGCUCCUCGAGGUGCUGGUCUGUCGCGCCAUCGCGCCCAAGAUCGCCGAACGCGGCACCGGUGUCGUCCUCAACUAUCUCAACCCAGGUCUGUGUCAUUCAGAACUCUCACGUGACGGCCCGUUCAUCAUAUCAAUUCUCAAGUUUUUUCUCGCCCGCUCAACAGAGGUUGGGAGUCGCACUUUGAUGGCGGCUGCCGAGGCCGGCCCGGAGUCGCAUGGCAAGUACAUGACCGACGGCCUGCCCAACGAUGGUGCGCUGUCGGCGUUCGUGCGGAGCGAGGAUGGAAACAAGGCCUCGAAGAAGAUUUGGAACGAGCUAGCGGAUAUCUUGGAGAAGAUCCAUCCCGGCGUCACCAACCCAGUGAAAUAA
This is a messenger RNA of Capronia epimyces CBS 606.96, 969 nucleotides long. RefSeq names its product alcohol dehydrogenase. The transcript has a single exon. NCBI's taxonomy places the organism in Eukaryota, Fungi, Ascomycota, Eurotiomycetes, Chaetothyriales, Herpotrichiellaceae. The record is from RefSeq and is a predicted model, not a curated record. Bases 1 to 969 code for a protein of 322 amino acids.